This is a messenger RNA of Panicum virgatum (switchgrass), 7160 nucleotides long. RefSeq lists its product as uncharacterized. NCBI's taxonomy places the organism in Eukaryota, Viridiplantae, Streptophyta, Magnoliopsida, Poales, Poaceae. The record is from RefSeq and is a predicted model, not a curated record. Gene Ontology annotation, molecular function: protein binding; zinc ion binding; histone H3K36 methyltransferase activity. Bases 305 to 6841 code for a protein of 2178 amino acids. The transcript is spliced from 18 exons. Gene Ontology annotation, biological process: regulation of DNA-templated transcription. Gene Ontology annotation, cellular component: nucleus; chromatin.
UCCGCCUCCGUCGCCCGCCCCUCUUCCCAACGCGGUCGACGAGACGACCGCCGACCCGCGGCGACCCCGACCCCGGCGCCGCGGCCUCCUCCCGCGCCCCGCCAGCCGCCGGAGCCCGACGGGAGCCGCCGCCGACGGCCGCCGCUCGGCAGGCAUUCGACCGCCGCCACGCGGGUCCCCGAGGGUUUUGGAGGGCCCUUGGCCUCGGCGUGAUCGGGCGCGGCGGCGGCGGGAGGAGGAGGGGCGCGCGCGCGGGCAUUGGAUGGUCUCGAUCCGUACGGCCCCCCGCUGACCUCCUGCCGCAAUGGAGGAGUCCGGCGCGGGUGCGCGCGGGCCGGAGGAUCAUGCUGCUGACGCCGCGCGGCUGCUGGGAGCGGAGGACGCUCUGUCUGCGGCAGCCGCGCCUGAACCAGCCACCGCCGCGGAGGUAUGCGGCGCCCCGGAGGCUAGAUUGCCCGCGGAGGCAGACCAGGAGAUAGGGGGCCAUUUUGCUGUUGGAUUGGUGGCUCCUGUCGAGGCUGUUCCUGCCUCGAUUGAAGGGAGAAAGCUUCAGAUAGGCCAGGGGAAGGGUUCUAGUUUGGAACAGAAGGACGUGGACGUGGAGGUAGAGAAGGGAGGUAGUUUGGCUCCCGCGUCGCAGAGUUCCGCUGAACCUGGCGGUUUGCAGACGUGUCAUGAGGCCAAUGGCAGGUUGCCGCAUAAGACGUUAUGUGCCCCCAAGGAUACCGGAUGCGUGUAUGGCAUGUCGGAGGAAACGACAGAGGGGAGCCAGUUUGAGCAGGAGGGUUUCGUGGGUAACGGAGGUGACUGGGUUGGUGAGGUGCAGGGAGUAAAUGCAACUCUAGAAGAUUUACGGAUUGCUUGCGAUGAAGCAGAAUGCGAUCAUGCUGGCUUGUUGGGUUCAACGAGUCGUGGUAGCGAGCUACAGCCAUGUGCCGUUGAUGGCUCAGUAUCCAUCACGGAUGCUAAUGAUGAACUACAACAUGAUGCUUUGAUGCCAGAUAAUGAAGCUGUGGUCUCCAAGCCAUCAACGAAUCGUGGUAGUGAGCAAGAGCCAUGUGCUGUUAAUGGCAUAGGAGUCAUCACGGAUGCUAAUGAUGAGCUACAACCGGAUGCUUUGAUGCCAGAUAAUGAAGCCAUGGUCUCCAGGACAGCGCAUGAAGAUUCAGUUCCUUCUAUUUCAGGUGGCAUUAAUCUUCCUUUAGAUAGAAAGACAGGUCAGUUUGGUGGAGUAUCUGGUGAUUCAAUGAUGUGCCACGUGUCCGAUGGAGGGAUGUGGAAUAACGGUUUAUGUGCUACUGGAGGUAAAGGAUCUCAGUUCAUUGAUUCUAGAUGCAUGUAUGACACGGUGGACAUGGCAACAGCGGGAAGUCCAUGUCAGCAGGGCGUUUUGGCAGGUGGGAGAGGUGUUUUGUGUGGUGUUGUGGUUGAUUCACAAACAUGUUACGAGGAACCACAUUGUGGUAAUGAGGGCUUGCCAGAUUUGGUAAAUCGUGACAUUUUGCCAUGCAGCAUGGGUGCCGUAUGUUUGAAGAGAAAUGCUAACCGUGAUCUCGAAAAGGAUGUUUUGUCAAAUAGCUCUUGGACCUUGCACGAAGAUUCAGUUCCUUCAAUUUCAGGGCAUAGUCCUGCUGUUUCUUUAGAUGGCAAUACUGGUCGGAUUAGUGAAUUACCUGAACAUAGGUGCAUGGUAAAAAUGGCUUGCAGUGCAGAAUUAUGUGGUACAUUUUCUUGUGAGAGUGCAUUUCACAAGGAGGCUCCUGAAGAUGAGCGCCGGUUUUCCAGAAGGAAGGUAAACACAAGUGAAGAGGAUAUGCCUACAGAUUGUAUGGAAGCGGCCCAUGACAAUGGUGACUUGUCAGAUCUGGGGAAACAUCACUCUGAGAAAUUGCAAUGUGGUGCUGAUGGCCUGCCAUUGAUGACUGGUGCUAAUCAUGAGCUGGAAAAGGCUGGCUUCUUGCCAAAUAUCAAUUCAGUAGCCUCCUGCCAAGUUGAUGAAACAUCAGUUCCUUCUGUUUAUGGGAGCUCCAUUGAUGUUCCUUUAGAUGGGGAGGCUGGCCAGGCUGUUGAUACAUCUGAAAAUAGUGCAGGCUUUGGAAAAUUGGUUUGUGAUUCACUUGGAGGGGACAUGUCGUUGUGUGAAUACGGUGAUGAGAAUCAGCAUUCUGGCCCUCAUGCUGAUAAAGAGUUGCAACAUACCCCUCUGAAAUAUGGAACCUCUGGACUAUCCCCAGAGGGAAACCCGUGUGUUUCUUCAUAUAACCAACCCUGUGAUGAUGAACCUUGUUGUAGUGGCAAGGAAUCAUCUGCUCUAUGCCUGGGUCAUCAAGAUUCUGCUGUUGGUAGAUCUGGCCAUUUGGACCAAGGGCUAAAUGCCAGUAAUUGUGCUGAUGACUGUUCCGUUGAUUUUGUCAGCAAUGCUAAUGAUGGAGAAUUACAAAGUCAAAAGCUGACAGCAUUAAACGUGUUCAGACGUAGGAAUCCAAAAAGAGCAGCUUCAGCAAGAAGAGAUUCUGGGAGGCCUAAUCAAAUGAACCAAGCAAGCAGCAGCACGUGCAAACCUAAAAAGGUUGAUGUUGCGAGCUCAUUGCAGCAAAGCACCACGAGUCUGUUCCCAAACAAAAUCUCUAAGGGAAGAAGUGGCAUGAAAAGGCCACCAAAACCAUCUACUUGGGGCAGUCUAAAAGAGCUAUUAGAUGGUUUCUGCCAAAGCUGUCGGCUGUCGACUUCUAAUCCUCAUCCAACUUGCUUGGAUAAAGGAAGAUCAGAUAACAGAUCUGAUCAGAAAAGUCAGCCAAGUAUUCGGAGAAGUCGAAGUUCAAGAUCUUCAAAGAGUAAAUUCUCUUCAAUGUCUGCUGCAGGGUAUGCAGCUAGUGAAUUGAAUGGGCAAUCGACCUUAUCAACUGUGGUGGAUAUAGGGCAUGCAGCUAGUGAAUUGAACAAGCAACCAGCCUGUUCAACUGUGGCUGAUACUGAUGUCUCUUUGCAAAGUCACAGACAAAACAUUCCAAAGUUGUCUUCUGAUACAUCAAUCAAUAUUUUUGAUAGUACAAGCAAUACUACAGAGUCUACUGACAGUUAUUGUACAGUGAAAUCAACAUGUAUCCAGAUUGAUGCGCAGCAGUUGGAAAGGGCCUUGGUGAGUUCUAUUAAAGAAACAUGUGCUGCAAAUGUCCAUGGAGAGUGUGCUAAGCUUUCAACUUCUGAACCUUCUUUGACCAAUGCCAAUGGCAGUGCCAUGCUGCAUGUUGAAUUUUCACCGGAUUCUGUUUUGGAGGUGGCUUCUGUUACAUGUGAAGGUAAUGCAUCUGCAAGCCAUGAUGUUAUGUUACAUGAAAACUCAACCAAUACUGGUGCACUGAAUGUUGGUGGCUAUCAUCCAUCCGUUUCAUCUACUUCCAACUUUGGAAAUGAACAAGCUUUAUUAUCAUUGAUGAACUUGGAGCAGCAAGCUGAAAUCACUUUGCAUGAAGACACCAGAAAGGAAGAGAUCGAUCCAUCUCAUACCAUGGUUAACAAUGAUGUUGGUGAAGGAAAAGCGCAAGCUUUACAGAAGUCUAAUGCAGUGAGGAAAAUCAGAAUUGUCAGAAAGCCAGGUUGCAAAAAUAAAGAUGGAUCUAAAGGGAAAAGAAAGAAUGGUAUAAGUUCCACCAAAAUUUCUCCAUCUGAAGCUUCAAAACAUAGGCCAUUUUCUAGCGAUUCAAUUUCUCCUGAUCCAUCCGAGUCGAUUCUCUGCACAAGGCCUCCAGAGUUUAGUUCUUGUUUUGAAGCCCUAACUUCUGGCACACAGGAUCAUGCUAUUUAUGAACAUGAUAGCAUUGGAAGUCACUCUGUAAUGAAUGGUGGCAGAGGGAGUGUAUUUGACAGUAUGAAAUCACCAAGACGCAAGAAAAAAGAUGCUAAUGCAGGAAAGAAGAAGGGAAAGGUUCAGGAUCCACAUAAGAAAGAAAAAAGCAACAAGAAAAAUAUAGCAGAUGACACUUCCUUUGAUCAUGGUAUUUUAAAUUUGCCUUCAUCUGAUCUGGCAGCAUCCUGUAUGAAUGAACAGAGUAAUCUUGGUCCUGCCACCGAAUUUGCACCCAAGAACUGUAGUGCCAUAUCUACUGAUUUACCUGGAAAUGUUGCAUGCAAAACGGAUGGUGCAUCUGUACCACCACCACCACCACCACGUGCUGCAUGGGUGUGUUGUGAUGAUUGCCAAAAGUGGCGCUGCAUACCUGCUGAACUUGUUGAUGUCAUUGGAGAAACAAGAUGGACUUGUAAGGACAAUGAAGACAAGGCAUUUGCUAACUGUUCUAUUCCACAAGAAAAGACAAAUGCUGAGAUCAAUGCAGAACUCGACCUUUCGGAUGCUUCGGCUGAUGAAGCAGAUGAUGACAGAUCCAACUCCAAAGCUUGCAAAGCACCAUCCUGGACGUCUAUUAGGUCAAACUGGUUUCUGCGUCGGCAACGCAGGACACAAUCCAUUGAUGAGAGCAUGGUGUGCAAUUGCAAGCCUCCUCAAGAUGGUCGACUGGGUUGUGGAGAUGGUUGCUUGAACAGGAUGCUCAACAUUGAAUGUGUCAAGCGUACAUGUCCAUGUGGAGAACAAUGUUCUAAUCAGAAGUUUCAGCGACGCAGCUAUGCAAAACUGCGAUGGUUCCAUUCUGGCAAGAAAGGUUAUGGACUGCAGUUGCAGGAAGAUGUUACUGAAGGAAGGUUUCUUAUUGAAUAUGUUGGAGAGGUCCUUGACAUAAUGUCUCAUGAAUCCCGCCAAAGAUAUUAUGCUUCCAAAGGCCAGAAACAUUUCUACUUCAUGGCCUUAAAUGGUGGCGAGGUAAUAGAUGCUUGCACUAAGGGGAACUUGGGCCGAUUCAUCAAUCAUAGUUGCAGCCCUAACUGUCGCACAGAAAAGUGGAUGGUCAAUGGAGAAGUCUGCAUUGGAAUAUUUGCUAUGAGGAACAUCAAGAAGGGUGAAGAAUUGACAUUUGAUUACAACUAUGUUCGUGUAUCUGGUGCUGCUCCUCAAAAAUGCUUUUGCGGUACUGCCAAAUGUCGGGGUUACAUUGGUGGAGACAUAUCAGUUGAUACUGUCACCCAAGAUGAUGCAGAAGCAGGACAUUUUGAACAAAUGGUUCCUGACAAAGAUCCUGAGGAGUUGAUGGGAGCAAAUGGGUCUGAUUCUGAUGGCAGUCUUCAAAAUAUUGCAGAACCUGAAUUUUCUAUUCAAGGGGAAGAUUUACAUGAUUGCUCAGCUGCAAAAGCAGAGUUAGAACCCCUUGAGCAAACUGGAGGAACAGUAACUGAAACUUGCGAGCCCCAAAAUUCCUUGGAAGCAUGGAGCCCCCAGGAAGACGAAGAUGUCAUCCGCACACCUGUGCAUGUGUCACGAACAUUUGAAAGUUCUUUGCAGCAGUUCCCAGUACAUGGUCCUCUGUCAUCAGAUCUUUUGCAAAAGACUGCAAAUUCAGUUGAAGGAUCAAAGGCUCCAAAUGUGACAGAUGGAUCGACACCUAGUUCUGAUUUCAGGAGCAAUCUGGUACCUGGUUUCAAUACUAAUAAGAGAAACAACUUAAAACAACAUAGAAAUGUGAAACCACAAUCAUCAACUCCAAUUGACAAUGAGCACAUCUUGGGAGUUGAAGGGAGACUGAACAACCUUCUGGAUGAGAACGGAGGUAUCAGCAAACGAAAGGAUGCUACAAAAGGAUACUUGAAGCUUCUCGUUGUGACUGCAGCAGAAGGUGACAGUGCUGGGGGCACAUCUAAAAGUGUGAGGGAUCUUUCAUUGAUUCUCGAUGCACUUUUAAAAACAAAAUCACGUUCGGUCCUGUUGGAUAUCAUCAACAAGAAUGGAUUCCAAAUGCUUCAUAAUAUAUUGAAGCAGAAUAGAAUCGACUUCUACCGGAUACCUAUUAUACGGAAGCUUCUCAAGGUACUGGAGUUUCUAGCUCAGGAAGGAAUUUUGACAUCUGAGCACAUAAAUGGAGGUCCUCGAUGUGCUGGAGUCGAAAGCUUCAGAGACUCGAUGCUGAGCUUAGUCAGACAUAAGGACUUUCAGGUUCAACAGAAUGCUCGGAGAUUUCGUGAUAGAUGGAUCCUUCAUAAUACUGCAAGGAGUGAACCAACAGAAUAUCCACAUACAUCCACAUUUGCACAAGAUAUCCAGGGAACUAAUAUGGUCUGGAGUUCUGCUAGGAGGAAACGCAAGAGCCGUUGGGAUUAUCAACCUGAUGAGCACUAUAAGAUGGUGGGACUAAAAAUCCAAAAGUUUUUUUCUGGCCAUGGUAAAUAUGAUGUGAGAAACAAGUUGCAGAGGAACCAGGGAACAAACAACUGUUAUAAUGAUGUCCAUCACAUGGAGAGUUCAACAGAGGGUGCAGAUGAUGAUGUGCCUCCCGGGUUUGGGCCCAAACAGGAGUGUCAGCCUUCACAACUUUCCAUAGGCAGCGAGGUUGCUCCAGGACUUUGCAUGGAGGGGAACCAACCUAGCUUGAGUGUUUCACAUGUGGUUCCUGUUGGUCAGCACUUUGGAACCCCUGAAUCUGAAGGAGGCCAAUGCCACCAAAAAUGGAAAGUUGCACCUGGUGUGCCUUUUAGUCCUUUUCCACCAUUUCCUACUUACCCACGGGGGAGUCCUUGUCCCUCCACUUCAUCAUCACAUAUGUUUCAGCCUGAUGGAACAUCCCCAGCAAACCAUAGUAGUUCUGGAAAUUGUGGAAGGACAGCAGGCCGAGAUGGAAGAGUGCAUAGGGCGUGGCGGCAUGGGCCAAGACCAAAAUGGCCAUACCAUCAUCAAGGAAGGAAAUUUUCGAACAACCAUCAUAGAUUUGAAAGAAUUGAGCCUCCAAGAUCUCAAUAGCGGUGAUUUAGGAUUCAGGGCAACGAUUGGCCCAGUCCUACAGUUUUCAAACCUCCAGUAGUCGUCGUAUACAUGGUGACUCCUGCUCAAAGUGUAACAGAAACUGUUUCAGCCUUUAACGAUGUUUAUUUAACAGGGAGUGUAACUGUCCGUUGUGUAGGUGUAGAGCAGAUGCUGCACAUAGGUCAUUGCCAUUGCAGCUUUGUCACUAAUUAAUUUUAUCAUUGGUUUCCUUCUCCCAAUGUGUAAUCUCAAUAGGAAUAAUUGAUUUAAUUUAAUCUUUUUACAGGUGAAAAGGCGAACUGAUUUUACCGACAAA